Limanda limanda (common dab) is the source of this 3957-nucleotide messenger RNA. RefSeq names its product ADNP homeobox 2b (gene adnp2b). The transcript has 4 exons. NCBI's taxonomy places the organism in Eukaryota, Metazoa, Chordata, Actinopteri, Pleuronectiformes, Pleuronectidae. Gene Ontology annotation, biological process: regulation of gene expression. Bases 65 to 2962 code for a protein of 965 amino acids. The record is from RefSeq and is a predicted model, not a curated record. Gene Ontology annotation, cellular component: nucleus.
GGUGGAACCUGCCGGAUCCAACGCAAACGUUCACGGGAAACAAGACGAAGGCCUGUGAGGUAAAAUGUAUCAGGUUCCGGUGGGAAACAUUGAGAAGAUCAGAAAGGCGCGCAAGGCGGUGAAAAACAUUCUUUCUGAGAUUGGCCUGGAGGAUUGUCAAAACCUGCUGAAGAAUCUCGAUGAAGUGCCUGAGACAAACGAAGAUGAAGAGGACGUCUUCCAGGAAACUAAGUGGAUUGAUCUGACGGAGGGAUACAGUACGAGGUUACAGAAAAAGUGGCGUUAUCGCUCCCGCUCUCUGUGCUGUAACCUCUGCAAGUACUCGUCCCAAAACAUCUACAACUUCAGGAGUCACGUGACCCGCUGCCAUGGAUACGUCCAGUCCUUCUGCGCGCUGGCCCCCUGCUCCCAGUGCCUCUUCAUCAGCCACCCCAAGGUCGUCAAGAGGCACAUGCUGCUCUUCCACGCCAAACUCGGCGCCCAGAUCCAAGCGCCCAGGGACCCGUCUCUACCCACCCAUCGCGGAAACGAGAGGUAUCAGUGUCGCAGAUGUGGAUUUCCGAACUCUUCGAUCUUUGCGAUGAAGAAGCACAUUAUUCUCAAGCACUUGGAGAGUUUGGCGGAACAGUAUAUAGGUUACAGAUUAAAUGUUCAAGUAAAUACCUCUGUAAAGAUCUACUGCUGCAAAGUGUGUAAGACGAACACGGGGAAUCUAGACCAAAUGCUGCAUCACAUGCUGGUCGAGCCGUCGCAUUAUUCGGUCAGCACACAAGUUCAGAGCCUGAUUUACGAGAACAAGAACUACACCAUCAAACCGACACCCAAUGGAAAUGGUCUGUUUCUGACAUUCCCAAAUAUCUCUCCCAAAAUACAGCAAGCUCAAAUAUUCAACAGUAAGUCCUUGCUUUUACCAGCGAAUGGCCAACCUACUGGGACUGUGGUGACAUUACAGCAGCUACAAGGAGCUACAAACACUGCAACUCUUUUCUGUGCCCCUGGAACCAACCAAGCUUUCCUGCCCCCUCAAGCGUCGGCACUGGUGCAGCUAGCUAGUGCCGAGGCCAAAGGUCUUCUUCAGCCUGGUGCCACGAUAUCGCUUCGAGGCGCUUUACCCCACGGACAGUCCAUGCUCCAGCUGCCCACGAUGUCUACCGUGUCUCUGAAACAGGGCCAGAUGGUUCUAGCUCAGGCUUCUGCUCAACCACAUCAGACUCCACAAGCACAGCAGCUCCUGCUCCCGUCGGGAAUGCAGGCCCACAUGGCAGCUGGAGCUGGACCCAAGCCUGCUGUGGUUGCACAAAAUGCAUCAACAAACCAAAUCAACCUGCAAGGCACCAUGCUGACUUCCCAGUCCCUGCUGAAUCACCUAAUUCCGACCGGCAACAGGGUGAACGGCAUGCCCACGUACACGUUUGCUCCACUGCAGGGAGCGAUGCCCGUCUCGCAGAGCACAAGCACCCCUCUCAAGGCCGUAGAGCAAACCAGUAACUCCGUACCACAGACUAAGAAAUGGAUUACCUGUCCCCUCUGUAAUGAACUCUUUCCUUCCAACGUGUUUGACAUUCACACAGAAGUCGCCCAUCAGGCAAAAUCCCCAUCGUCCAAGUCAGAAAGUUUAGCAGCACGAGCAUCGUUCCUGAAGAAAAUGCCAGACAAAACUGUCAAAUGUCUAACAUGCAAAACCCUUAUGUCAGAGAAGAGCGUCUUCCAGCACUUGCUGCACGGCCUGCAUUGUUUGUACUGCUCAGCCCUGUUCUACUCAAUCAAACAACUCGCCGAGCACGUGAAGCAGCACAAUCCCACAAGCAAAGCAUACUGUGAUUUCCUAAGGGAGAAGUUCAGGGUCUACUCCAAAGGUGCCGGCGGAAUCCUAUUCCCUUACUUUGACGUCUACACCACUGCACCCAAAGAGAUCCUCGGAGACGCAGAGGUCAACCUUGCCCUGGUCACGAGUACGCUCGACCUGAUCUUCUUUAAGUUGCAGCCCACCAGCCAGUCAGAACUCUGUUCAGCUCCUGCGAAACUCAACAGCAUGUACUGUCCCUUCUGUGAUGAGAAGUUCCCGAAUGACUCCAAACACCUGCAGCACCUGAAACAGAAACACUUUGUUGCUCCUACUAUCCACGCCAUCCUGAAGACAGAGGCUUUCAAGUGCAUAUACUGCAACGGCGUGUACACAGGGAAGGUCACCCAGCAGGCUGUGAUGCUCCACAUUCAGCGAUGCCGAUGUUCACCAAAACAACCACAGCCACCCAAACCUGCAGCAGCACCGCUGCCGCCGCAGCAGCAGCCUCCAAAACCAGCUCAGCAGAUCCUUCAGCCGUCCGGGCUCUACUUUGUCCAGAUGCCACAAGGGAUGACUAUGACACAGACUCCACCAUCUAUAACUCAGACUCGUGCGAUUCGACCUGCACCUGUGGAAACCACAGAGGAGCAGCAGUCAAAGAAGCGGCUGGAGGCUGCGCUGAAGCAGGCCACGGAGGACAACAAACGAGAACGAGAGGUCAAGGCGGCCAUGCGCAAGAAGCGGGAGCAGGAAAAGCUGUUGCCUCCGAAGCCCUCCGAGCCCGAGGUCCAGAGCGACCCCACGGUGAAGCUGGUUUUGGAGCCGACCCUGGUGGAGCGCCGCAGCGGAGAAGAGCGCAGAGACUUCAUAUCGAAAUACUUCAACGUGAACCCUUACGCCAACCGAGCGGAGACGGAGGAGCUGUGCAGGAGGCUUUCUCUCACCAAGCCCGAGCUGGUGGCCCUCUUCAGCAAGAAGCGCAGCAAGUGCAUGAAAAGCCUCAAGAGGAACACCGGGGCCAUUCUCCUGGGCUUCAACAUGACCGAAGUGAGGAAACUCAAGCACAACCUGCUCUUCCCACAGCUGCGGCCCAGAGAGCAGCCGCACAGCGAUAAAACGGCGCCGGCGGCGAACAGUGAGGACGCAGCGGAACCGAUGGAUGUGAGCGGGAAGUAGAAAGCUGCAGGGGAGGUGGAGUCGAUGGAAUGAGUUCAGAAAAGGACUCCGAAGCCGACCCCUCUGAUUGAACUCUGGUACUUUACCCAUGGCCUUUUGUGUUGACAGUCAGUGGAGGAGUUGAUCCUGGUGCGGAUACAGUGUAUUUCCUAACUUACACCUGAGCAGUUUCUUUAAGUAGCCAUCAUUAAUAGUGUUUCAUUUGACUUUAGAAUGUUGUCAGUGGCCCAUAACAUUAUUUCCACAUAAACACAGAGUCAUGUUGUGAUACUCCCUGAUAUAAAAUAUAUACAAGCAUAUUGAAGAUACAGGUUUAUCGUGGUGCAGAUCACUGAGCUGCAGUAUCGCAUUCAAUCUACUGACUAUGACAUCAUCACUGACUUGUGCCUGGUAGCUGUUUUUUUCACCCUUUAUUUAAACCCCUUUGUAUAAAAAGUGUGAUUUCAGUUCUUAUCUUCUAAUAUUAAAACUUAAGUGCACACCUCCAUGUAGAGUUCAGUUAUUUGGCUUUCUCUUUUUUCGUAACAUAUUGGACCUAUUUCAUUCAUGUGCACGGCUCUAUUGUUUUUGUUUCUUCACGCAGUUUCCCUCUUUGCAUUGACACAGUUUAAGGAGGAAAUGGGUUUUGCUCACCAGCUCCAUCAAACUGUAACGGUGGACGUUCUUGCUCGAUUCCCAGAACACUUGGUUAUUACUAUUAUUAAUCUCAAUUGAAUCAUGUCGUUUGCAUAAACUUUUCUUUUUUUUUUGACUGUCGUGUGAAAUCAUGAUUUGCGAAGUCCACAAAUUUGCAUAGAUCAUACUGUAGAUUCAACAGAACAUAAAUGUUAUCGAGUGUGGAUUCUUUCACCGUAAAUAUUCUGUUCUCCUGUUUUUUUAACUUGUAUUUUCAAUAAUUCCCAGAGGUUCAAGAGUGUAGGGAGAGGUCAAAAUUCUCAUACUGUCCAAGACCACUGUGUUGUAAAAAAAAAUAAAGUGGCUUCUUUUUACAUGAA